AGCUUGAAGGCUCUGGCUAAGAUGGAGAUAGACAGGGCGGUUUUGGACUCUAGGAUUCAAUCUCUGGAGGCUCAGAAGCAGCAGUGAUGUCAGUGGUAACAGCGGGAGGACUCGGAGAGCAGAAGUCGCAAGAGAAGAUUGAAAUCGAAAAGCUCGCAGCACAGCUGAGGAGAGCAGGCUCUUGUGAAGACAUUGUCUUGGGCAGACGAGUUCACGCCAGGAUUCUACAGAGCCGCUACCGAAACUACAGGUAUUUGGCCAACCUGGUCGUGGAAAUGUACGGUGACUGCCACAGCGUGAGUGAAGCUCGUGCUGUCUUCGACGGGAUUGAAAAGCCAAACGUGUUCUCGUGGAACACCAUGCUGGGGGCUUACGGGCAGAACGGGCAAGUGGAGGAUGCAAAACAAAUCUUCAACGCAGCACCGGAGAAGAACCUCCUUUUGUGGACUACUUUGAUAUCCGCAUAUGCAAGGAACGGGCAUCUGGAGGAAGCCAAGAGUACCUUCGAUGGAUUGCCCGAGUCGGAUGUGGUAACACAGACAACAAUACUGCUGGCUUUUCUGGAGACUGGGAACUUGGAAGCCGCGGAGUCCAUCUACAUAAGUAUGCCCGUACUCGACACAAUCGGCUGGACGAUCAUGCUAAAGGCAUACGCAGAGAGAGGACAUCUCCAGAAGGCAAGGCGGUUUUUCGAGUUGAUGCCAGAAAUGGACGUUGUAUCUGCGACUUCCAUGGUGGUGGCCUAUGCCGAGAACAGCGACCUUGAAGAUGCCAAGGCGGUCUUUGACAGCAUGCCUCAGAGGAACAUCGUCUCGUGGACAGCGAUGGUGAAGGCGUACGCGUGUGAAGGGGAUAUCGGGAAAGCCAAGCCUCUGUUCGAUAGAAUGCCCGAGCACAACGUGAUAUCUUUCACGGCUAUGCUGCAAGCGUACUUGGACAACGGGAAGCUCCAGCUUGCGAAGGCAAUAUUCGACGCCAUGCCCGAGCGGGACGUCAUUGCGUGGAACUCCAUGGUUCAAGGCUAUGCGAAGAUGGGAUAUCUGGAGGAGGCAAAGCUUCUGGUAGACAGAAUGCCCAGGUGGAACACGGUGACUUGGACGGCCCUGGUUGAGGGGUAUGCUCAAAGCGGGUAUAUGGAUGAAGCGAGGUCAACGUUUGACAGGAUGCCGGGUCGGGAUAUGAUGGCCUGGAACAGCAUGAUCGGGACGUAUGCUCAGCUCGGGUAUAUGCACGAGGCGAAGGAGAUCUUCGCUAUGCUUCCGGAGCGAGACGUUUUCUCGUGGACUGCCAUGAUCCCGGUUCACGCAAGAGGUGGCAGCGUUUACAAGGCGAAGAUGGUGUUCGACACCAUGCCUCAGCAGAACGUGGUGUCCUGGAAUGCGAUGGUUGCUUCGUAUGCUCACUGCGGGCAUGCGAAGUCCGCCGUGGAGCUCUUUAAGUUUAUGGAACAGGAAGGACUUCGUCCAAACGACAUCUCCUUCGUGAGCCUUCUCACGGCAUGCAGCAGGCUUGGCGCGCUGGACGAAGGCCACGGUUACUUCCUCCGGAUGGUGCUCGACUACUGCGUUGCUCCACUCAAAGAACACUACAGCUCCAUGUUGGAUCUUCUUGGACGGGCUGGGCGCCUGCGCGAUGCCGAGGAGCUGGUCAAGACGAUGCCGUUUGUUCCCGACUCCGUGAUGUGGGCGACACUGCUAGGUGCUUGCAAGCUCCACAAAGAUACUGCGCGUGGACAACGAGCAGCGAAGCAGAUCAUCAACUUGGACACGAAGAGCUGCCUGGCUUACGUGCUGCUGGGCAACAUCUGCGUCGAGCGCUCCGAGCAACUUAAGCAUCAAGUCUUGCUUCCUCAAGCUCGUCCAGCUCGAAGUCUUGUGGCUCCUCCGAGUGUUCUUCCACACUGCUUCGUUGGGCUUGAACGGCAUCUUUCUGAUCACGGCUUCGGCCUCCUCCAGCCAGCCGAUUCUUCCCAGCAGGCCGACGAUGCACGAGUAGCGCUCCCGCUUGGCCGUCACCCGGUACUCCGUUCCGAGCUGGAACAAGUAGUAGAAGGCUUCCUCGAGCAGGCCAACGUGCUGGCAGACGGAGGCGACGCUCAUGAGCGCUACGUUGUCGGGCUUAAGUCCUUCCUGCUGCAGUCCACGAAACAGCUUGCGUGCCUCGGCAACCUCACCGUGCUGCGCCGCCACCGUGACUAUCGAGUUCCAGGAAACGAGCGCCCGCUCGCGCAUGGAGUCGAAGACUCUCCGUGCCUCUCUCGGGCUCCCGCACUUGCCAUACAUGUUGAUGAGCGUGUUGUCGAUGAUCACGUCCGAGAGGAAACCGGACUCAGCUAUGCUCCUAUGGAUGAUCCUGGCUUGGACGAGCCCGGCAUGGCCAGCACAGGCGUCAAGGAUGGCAUUUACAGUUCCCCGGUUGAAGCUGACGCCUUCGAGGUCCAUUCUCCUGAACAAAGCGAUGGCCUUUCCCCCUCGGCCGUGUUUGGAAUAGGCCGAGAUCAUGGAGUUGUAGAGCAGCACGUCCUUGGGCGCGGCUGUUUCGAAGGCUUCCGCUGCCUCCUCCAGAGAGAAGCACUCCGAGUACAUCCCGAUGAGAGCGGGCGAGACCGUGUGCCACAGCUCGAAGGCCUCGUAGUGGCUGCCGUCUUCGACACAGGAGCACAGCAUGGAAGUCCAGGAGACAACGUCCCGGUAGUCCUGGAUGCUCUGGAAGACGACCUUGGCAUCCUCCAGACUCUGGCACUUUCGGUACGCGUUGAUGAGGCAGUUCGCCACCGCGACGUCCCGGAGCAGUCCUGCCGAACAGAUCUGAGCGUGGAGCAUCCGGACCUGACUUAUGUCGGUGAAACACGCAUCGAGGCUCGCGAAGAACGUCACUCUAUCCGGCUUGGUGCCUUCGAGCUGCAUCGAGGCGAGCAACUCCAACGCGGCGUCACCCUGAGCGUUCUGGACGUAUGCCGACGCAAGAGCGUUCCAGGAGACGAGAUUCUUCUCCUCCAUCCUGUCGAAGGCGGCCUUCGCUUGCUCGAGUCUCGAGCACCUCCCGUACAUAGUGAUCAAAGUGUUCCCGACAGAGACGGACUCCUCGACUCCACACUCGGCCGCACACUCGUGAGCUCGGACUCCCUGUUCCAAGUCCCCCAGGCUCGCGCAGCUAUCGAUGACGCUCACAAAAGUCUGCUCGCCUGCCUUGACGCCUUCCUGGUUCAUCCGGUGGAACAUCUCCACUGCCGCUUCGUCCGCCCCGCACUGAGCGUAAGCAGUCAGGAGCGUGUUCCAGGCGAAGAGAUCCUUGUCCCGGACGCCAUCAAACACCUCGAGCACGGUGAGAAAGGUGACUUUGUCGGGCCGGACGCCUUCGUGCUGCAUGGUCCGGAAGAGCUUGAAGGCCUCGCGCUCCAGCCCGUUGUGAGCGUAGGCGUCGACGAUCGAGUUCCAGGACGAGACGCUCUGCAAGGCCAUGGCAUCGAAGAGCUGCUUGGCGUCGCGGACGCUGCCGCACUUGCCGUGCAUGUGGACGAGCGAGUUCCCGACGAAGACGUUGGAGCUGUGGAAGCCAUUCUCGGCGGCUCUGUCGUGGAUCAUCCUCAGCUCGCUGGCCUCCUCGGCGGCACCGAGAACACUCACGAAAGUCACCUCGUUUGGAGCCACGGAGCACUCGUGCUGCAUCCUCCGGAACAUCUCCAGCGCGCUCUUGCGGUGGCCGUGCUGCGAGUAGGCCCGGAUGAUGGCGUUCCAGGACACAACGUCGCGCUGCUCCAUCCUCUCGAAGACGCGCCGGGCCUCCUCCACAGCGCUGCAGUCGCCAUACAUGCUCACCAGCGUGUUCGCGAUGACCACAUCCGACUCGAGCUCGUCCGCGACGAUCAUGGCGUGGAUCUCUCGGCCGUGCUCCAGGCUCUCCUCCACGCAGCAGCAGCCGAGCAAGCUCAAGUAAGUCACCCUGUCCGGCUUCACUCGCUCGUGGAUCAUCCGCUGGAAGAGCUCCAGCGCCCGCUCGCCAUUGCCAGCCCGGGCCAGCACCGUGAUCAUCGUGUUCCAGGACACUACAUCCUUGUGGGCGAUGCUCUCGAACACCAGCUCGGCCUCGUCCAGGCGCCCGGCUCGUCCAUACAGCAUCGCGUGGAAGAGCUCCAGCGCCGCGGUGGUAUGCCCGUUGUGGGCAUACGCGGCCAUGAUCAUCGUCCAGGAGAAGACGUUGCGGUGGAGGAUCCUGUCGAAGACGCUGCGCGCGUCCUCCACUCGGCCGAGCUUCCCAUACGACUGGACAAGGAGGUUGAGCAGCAGGCGAUCGGUGGCGAGAGUGGCCGAGGAGAGGAUGUGGCGGUGGAUGCGCUUCGUCUGCCAGACGUGGAUGCAUCGCCGGAUGAGCGAGGAGAUGUGUGGAGCCGAGGUGGAUUCGCCGUCGUCGCCAUCGCUUCGAUCCAGCCGGUCCAGCUCCCGGUGAUGGGCGAUCGCAUUCUUCGAUGCUUGAGCCGGACUUCCAUUGCUAUGGCGGAUGCUGGCCGGAGAUCGAGAGGACCAGCAGCCCAGCUUCCGAGAAGAGCCCUAGACGAGGAUCCAGUUGAUGGGCUUGAUAGAUUCGGGAAAUCCAGUCGAGCUCGUCUCAUGGGGAUCGCGGAGGAGAUGGAAAGAUUGCCGCUCGAGGAAGCCAUCCACGGGCUGGAGAUGCUGGGUUUCAGUCCAGGAGUGGAGCUCUACGCGGCAUUGCUGCGACGAUGCGGCAGCCAAGGAUCCCUGGCGGAGGGAAUUCGCGUCCACGAGCACAUUGCAAGGAGCAAGCUUGUGCGAGUGAGGUUCUUGGAGAACACGCUCAUGGAGAUGUAUGGGAGGUGUGGUGGCGUGCAAGAGGCUACCGCGGUCUUCGAGAGAAUGGAAGAUUGGAACGUCUACUCGUGGACGAUCAUCAUCGCAGCAAAUACCCAGAACGGCCAUCCACUCGAGGCACUGCAACUCUUCUACCGGAUGAACCAGGAAGGGACUGCUCCAAACAACCACACUCUAAGCAUCGCCAUCGCAGCGUGCUCGGCACUGGUGGAUCUCUCGCGAGGGAGGAAGAUCCAUGCGAGCUUGGAAGGCUGUGGCUUCCAGGCCGACGAUCACGUCAAGAACACGCUCAUGGACUUCUACACCAAGUGCGACAGCCUUGACGACGUGAAGAAGGUGUUUCGAUCGAUGGGAGGCGACGCCAAGGUGGUCAGCUGGACGUGCCUCAUCGUUGGCUGCGUCCAGCUCGGGAGCUACAGGGAGGCCUUCCACUUCUUCAAGCUCAUGGAGCUCCAGGGGAUCCACGCUGACACCGUCACUUACGCCUCGCUGCUCGACGCCUGCUCCAACUUGGCGUCGCUCUCGCAGGGCCGGAAGCUCCACGCUCGCAUCGCCGAGCUCGGGCUGCUCGAGGCCGACGUGGUGCUCCAGACUUCCAUCCUCACCAUGUACUCGAAGUGCGGAAGGCUGGGAGAAGCUCGCGGGAUCUUCGACAGGAUUGGCGAGAAGAACAUCGUGGCGUGGUCGGCGAUCAUCAUCGCCUACGCGCAAAACGGCGACUGCUCCACCGCGUUGAAGCUCUUCUGGAAGAUGGAGCAGGCGGGGCAGAAGGCGAGCGAGACGACGUUCGUGAGCGUCUUGUACGCUUGCAGCCAUGCCGGCCUCGUCGACGAUGCGUACUACUACUUCACCACCAUGAUGAGCGAGAGGAAGCUGGAGCCUUUGCCGGGACACUAUGGUUGCAUCGUGGAUCUGCUGGGCCGAGCCGGGCGACUGGCCGAUGCCGAGGAGCUCAUACAGCGGAUGAAGGCUCCACAUUCGGGGGUGCUCUGGACGACGCUUUUAGGAGCUUGCAAGACGCAUGGAGAUAUGAUGCUGGCGGAGCGAGCAGCGGAGAGGAUCCGCGAGCUGGAUCCAGGCUCUGCGACACCGUACGUACUGCUUUCGAAUGUCUACUCGGAAGCUGGACGAUGGGACCUGGCAGCCAGCGUGAGGAAGCGCAUGGACAACAUGAAAGUGAAGAAACCAGCGGGGAAGAGCUGGGUGGAAGUGAGAGGCAAGCUGCACGAGUUUGUAGCGGGGGACCAGUCCCAUCCGAAGAUCGGGGAGAUUGUUUUGGAGCUCAAGAGGCUGCUCGCGCUGAUCAAGGAAGCCGGAUACGCUGCGGACAAAAGUGCCACACUCCACAAUGCGGAAGAGGAGGAGAAGGAAGGACUCCUUUACUAUCACAGUGAGAAGCUCGCGAUCGUCAUGGGGCUGCUUCACAGCCCCCGCGGAGAGCCCGUCCAAGUCGUGAAGAACUUGAGAGUUUGCUCCGACUGCCAUGCUGCCGCCAAGUUCAUCAGCAAGGUGGUGGACAGGCAGAUUGUCCUGAGGGACACGAAGCAGUUCCACCACUUUGAGCACGGGCGCUGCUCGUGUGGAGACUACUGGUGAUCGCAAACGAGCUCUUCUACCAAUAGUCUCGGCAAGAACAAUUUCCAUCUUCCAUGUGAUGGAACAAGUUGAUGUCGCGGAUGACGAUCUUCCUCUCGGUCACCUUGGAUAUCACCUUCGCGG
This is a messenger RNA of Selaginella moellendorffii, 6545 nucleotides long. RefSeq lists its product as uncharacterized. Gene Ontology annotation, molecular function: RNA binding; protein binding; zinc ion binding. The record is from RefSeq and is a predicted model, not a curated record. The transcript is spliced from 6 exons. Gene Ontology annotation, biological process: RNA modification. The coding region runs from base 87 to 6422 and encodes 2111 amino acids. NCBI's taxonomy places the organism in Eukaryota, Viridiplantae, Streptophyta, Lycopodiopsida, Selaginellales, Selaginellaceae.